AAACUCGCAGGCGCCCGCCGGAGGCCCGGGGGCGGGGCCUCGGGCGGGGCGGGGCGGGAGGGGCGGAGCCUGCCGCGCCCGGGCUCUGAGCGGCUGUUGCGGCGGCGGAGAACGCUCGGGCGGACCUCUCGGCUUUCCCGCGCGGCGCCGCCUCCCGCUGCACCUCCGCCUCUCGCUCGGCCCCGCCGCCGGCUUCCUCCUCCCCAGACCGCCCUCAGCCCGCGCGCCAGCCGGCUCCGUUAUGGCGACCCGCAGCCCCAGCGUCGUGAAAGACACUGGAGAGUUCCCCGAACCAGCCCCAGCCCCCACCACCCACAUAGCCAGGAGAAGAUGGCUGCCUGCAAACCAAGAGAAGAGACCUCAAAUGAAACCUACUUUGCUGCUACCUUGAUCUUGGACUUCCCAGCCUCCAUAACUAUUAGUGAUGACGAACCAGGUUAUGACCUAGAUUUAUUUUGUAUACCUAAUCAUUAUGCCGAGGAUUUGGAAAAGGUUUUUAUUCCUCAUGGACUAAUUAUGGACAGGACUGAACGGCUUGCUCGAGAUGUGAUGAAAGAGAUGGGAGGCCAUCACAUCGUAGCCCUCUGUGUGCUCAAGGGGGGCUAUAAAUUCUUUGCUGACCUGCUGGAUUACAUCAAAGCACUGAACAGAAAUAGUGAUAGAUCCAUUCCUAUGACUGUAGAUUUUAUCAGACUGAAGAGCUACUGUAAUGACCAGUCAACGGGCGAUAUAAAAGUAAUUGGUGGAGAUGAUCUCUCAACUUUAACUGGAAAGAAUGUCUUGAUUGUUGAAGAUAUAAUUGACACUGGCAAAACAAUGCAAACCUUGCUUUCCUUGGUCAAGCAGCAUAAUCCAAAGAUGGUCAAGGUUGCAAGCUUGCUGGUGAAAAGGACCCCUCGAAGUGUUGGCUAUAGACCAGACUUUGUUGGAUUUGAAAUUCCAGACAAGUUUGUGGUAGGCUAUGCCCUUGACUACAAUGAAUACUUCAGGGACUUGAAUCAUGUUUGUGUCAUUAGUGAAACUGGAAAAGCAAAAUACAAAGCCUAAGAGGAGAGUUCAAGUUGAGUUUGGAAACAUCUGGAGUCCCAUUGAAAUCACCAGUAAAGUUAUCACAUGUUCUAGUUCUGUGGCCAGCUGCUUAGUAGAGCUAAUUGCAUGUUAUCUUCUAAGAAUUUUACGUUUUGUAUUUUAGAAAUGUCAGUUGCUGCAUUCCUGAACUCUUUAUUUGCACUAUGAGCCUAUAGACUAUCGGUUCCCUUUGGGUGGAUUGUUGUUUGACUCGUGAAUGAAAAAUCUCUUAAACCACACCACUAUUGAAUGAAAAUAUUGAAAUCGUAUCUGUAAGAAACAUUUAAAGAGAAGAAUAUAUUAGUUUUUUAAUUGGUACUUUAAUUUUUAUAUAUUCAGGAAAGAACAGAAGUGAUUGAAUAUUGUUAAUUAUUACCACUGUGUGUUUAGAAAAGUAAGCAGUCAGUUUCAUAUCAGUGACAGCACUUAGAGGUAUUGUUAUGUCAAAUAAAAAAUAUGUCCUGGGAUUAUUUUAGUAGGUUUCAACACUAUUGACUGUAUUUUCUCUCUUGUUCAGAUUAUUUCCGGUGAGUUGUUGUCAAUAAGUACAGACCCAUAAAUUCCAGAAACCUACCAAUUUUUGAAUUCGUCAGUGUAAAAAUCCUUAAAAUAAAGGCUGUCUCU
This is a messenger RNA of Sus scrofa (pig), 1692 nucleotides long. The record is from RefSeq and is a predicted model, not a curated record. Lineage: Eukaryota; Metazoa; Chordata; Mammalia; Artiodactyla; Suidae.